Choloepus didactylus (southern two-toed sloth) is the source of this 1549-nucleotide messenger RNA. RefSeq names its product RNA polymerase I subunit H (gene POLR1H). Bases 331 to 702 code for a protein of 123 amino acids. Gene Ontology annotation, biological process: DNA-templated transcription; termination of RNA polymerase I transcription. Gene Ontology annotation, cellular component: RNA polymerase I complex. The record is from RefSeq and is a predicted model, not a curated record. Gene Ontology annotation, molecular function: DNA-directed RNA polymerase activity; nucleic acid binding; zinc ion binding. NCBI's taxonomy places the organism in Eukaryota, Metazoa, Chordata, Mammalia, Pilosa, Megalonychidae. The transcript is spliced from 4 exons.
CCCGAACGUGUUGACGCUGUGGGCCUCCACGCGCUGGCUGCCCCGCGGCUCUUGCAGACACCUGCGCUCUAGGUCGCCGGGUUGGCCAGCUCUUCUCCCGGGGAGGGUAUCAGGCCGGUUGGCGCCCGGUGCGGGCUGUGAAUGUCGGACGCUUAGGCUCACUCGUCGCCGAAAUAGGAGGCGUGCGUAGAAGGAGGGCUCGAGUUAUUUAUGCCUAGGUCCUGGGACAGGAUAGGAAGGACCCCUGAGUGGUGAGGUUGGUUUUUUAAAAACUUCUCUUUUGUUAAUAAGUUUCUCUUCCUCUCCCCAACCCUCGACCAUCUAUCUGUCAUGGACCUCGCCAAGACCUGCUCCAGCUUCCAGUCGGACCUAGAUUUCUGCCCAGACUGCGGCUCGGUUCUACCUCUGCCCGGGACUCAGGAUACGGUCAUUUGUACUCGCUGUGGCUUCUCCAUCAACGUGCGGGACUUCGAAGGGAAGGUUGUGAAGACCUCAUUUGUGUUCCACAAACUGGGAACAGCCGUGCCUAUGUCGGUGGAAGAAGGACCAGAGUUCCAGGGGCCCGUGGUUGACAGACGCUGCUCUCGAUGUGGUCAUGAAGGAAUGGCAUACCACACCAGACAAAUGCGCUCAGCUGACGAAGGGCAGACUGUCUUCUACACCUGUACCAACUGCAAGUUCCAGGAGAAGGAAGACUCGUGAUCUUUUUUCUUAGCUACUCAGCAAUGCCUCCCUCUCCUAUUCCUUGGAAGGUGGAUACUAGGUCUUUAGGUCUCCUGUCCAUCCCCUCUGGUUGUAAUGUCUUGUUCCCAGAAGGAGUAUCAGAUCCUUGUGUGGAGAUUGCCAUUGUCCUCGGAGCACUCCUACUCCUAGUAGAGUUUCCUUAAAGUUAUAUUUCUCUGUAAGAAUAUGUCAUUUACAAUCUGCUUUGCUGCCACAGGAAUUUAAACGAGCUAACAGAGAUAUAUUUGUCCUUUCAGCAAAUAUAUCAACUGCAAAAGAUAAUAUAAAUUAGUAGUAUGUGAGAAAGAAAAAGGAGGAGAAAAAAUUAAGAGCCAGAAAUGAUAGUAAUAUAAAAAAGCAAUUAUAAAAAUCCUCACCUUCCAAAUCUAUUUGAUUACUGAGUUUAGGAAAACAAAAAGUGGAAGUUUGGAUAGUGAGAAUUCAACUGAAAAUUUAACCAAAUCUAUUUGGUAUAUAAGUUUCAACAACAAAAAAUUCUGAUACCAAGGGAUACCAGCACAUCUUUACUACAGGUGAACAGGAAAUUACUUAAACGGUAAUUGUGGUCUUUUAAUUGCUCUUGAAGUAAAUGUAAUAUAUAUAUUCUUUGUAAUAGAUUCACAUAUAGAAAGGAAGAAAGAAAUAAAGUACAAAGCAUGGGGAAUCCCACUAUUCAGAGAUAACCAAAUGAUAUAUAUGUGUGUGAACAUAUAUAUAUUUAAUGGGUCUUACUACACAUGCUGAACCAUAUUUUGCUUUUUCAGUUUGAACCAAAAAUUUACAAAGGAAAUAAGAGUCCAGAAACAAUAAACAUUUUCAAAUUUUA